UAAAGUUGUAAUUUUGGACCUUUUCAUGCAGAAAUUACCGAAAAUAUGGCUCAAUACGAAUUCGAAAAUGGCGUCAACGACUGUUUGAAAAAGCUCGAAGCUCCUCUUUCUAAAGGGCCGGUCCCACGCUGGCAAAGGAAAGAGAGGGAAAGGAUUUUAGCUUCAACCGGAAAACCUUUAUCGCCGCUUCAAACCACUUCUCGCAACCAUGUGAACUCGAAGUUAUCGUCAAAAACUCAAACUCACACUCCGGGCAAAAGAGCAAAGACUCCAACGAAGACUCCUCAAAAGUCACCGAAAAAGUUUGGUCUGUCUCCUCGUGGUGACCGUUUUAUUCCUUCCAGGCCGCUUGUCGACUGUGAAUGGAGCCAUUUUCAAAUUAUGCAAGGAACGGACUCGGGCGAGGCGAACUGUGAGAUGGAAGUCGAAGGAAACUCGCAGUACUACUCAAAUAUGGCAGAGAAUUUGCAAAGCAGCUCAAGUAAUGGCAAGAUUCUACAUUUCAAGUCUGGAGCACCUGUGGCGAGGGAAGGACAUCAGAAUCAAUUAAGAGUGUUGUACUGUCAAAGCAAACCUGCUGCACCAAAAGCUAAGUCAACAAGACACAUCCCACAGGCUGAAGAUAGGAUUCUAGAUGCACCUGAACUUUUGGAUGAUUAUUAUCUAAACCUGUUAGACUGGGGCUCAAUAAACCAGCUUGCCCUUGCAUUGUCUGGUGCAGUUUACACAUGGAAUCCCAGUACUGGUGAGACCCAGCAUUUGUUUCAGUUGGAAGGUGAAGAUUACAUUUCCAGUGUCAGUUGGAUUGAUCAGGGUAGUAUUCUUGCUGUUGGAAGCAGUAAUGGUCAAGUCCAGUUAUGGGAUGUAGCACAAGCUAAGUGUGUUCGUGUGAUGGGAGGUCAUGCUGCUAGAGUGGGUUCACUUGCCUGGAACUCGUUUAUCUUGUCAAGUGGUUCACGGAGUGGGGCUAUUCAUCAUCAUGAUGUGCGAGUGGCAUCACAUCAUGUAGGGUCCCUUUUGGGCCACAGUCAGGAGGUGUGUGGUAUGCAGUGGAGUCCUGAUGGUAAGCUGUUAGCCAGUGGCGGUAAUGAUAACGUUCUGAAUAUCUGGACACAGAGAGGAGCUUCAGAUGAUGCUGCCACUCCACUUCAUACACUGACGCACCAUCAGGCUGCAGUUAAGGCAGUGGCAUGGUGUCCAUGGCAACCGAAUGUCCUGGCUAGUGGUGGUGGAACCGCUGACCGUCAUAUCAGAUUUUGGAAUGCAAACACAGGGUCUUGCCUUAGCAGUGUGGACACAAAUAGUCAGGUUUGCGCGCUGAUAUGGUCCAAGGAGUACAAAGAGUUAGUCUCUGGUCACGGUUUUUCCCAAAACCAGCUAACUAUCUGGAAAUACCCAGCCAUGUCACGCGUCAUGGAAUUAACUGGACACAUGUCACGCAUUCUUCACAUGACCAUGUCACCAGAUGGACAGUUUGUGGCGUCGGCUGCCGCAGAUGAGACCCUGCGGCUGUGGAAAUGUUUUGCCAGUCAGCAGAAAUCUAAAAAGACUUCAAGCAAAGGACUGGGAAGCGAAGGAAAGGGUUUGAUGUCGUGUAUGAAGGUUCGAUAGAGCAGGGAGCGUACUAAGAAUGUUAUGUAAAGGCGGACGUCUAUCAUGAUUAUGUAAAUAACAAAAGAUUCAAAGAUCUCGUUUUAAUGAUACUAAGAUAUGUAUGAAUAGCUUAUACCGAAACUUUGUCUAGUGUUAAUUCUAGCAGCUCCUCUCUCAUGACGUAUAGAUGCUCUCGGCCCUAGCUUAGAUAAAUGACCUAAAUCUGAAAUAAGAUUAUUCUUUAUCACUGGCAUACAUUUCCUUUUGUGCCUUAUUCUCUUAGCUGAUUACCCCACUUACUCCGGUGACAGUACAUUUAACAAUGUACAGGUGGAGGUGAAAGAAAUUCAACUUCUACUUCCCUCAGUGUCUCUCCAAACUUAGCGUAACCUGCUAUUACUAAAUGAUAUGUGUUUGCGGACACUGCUUUUAGCAAACGUUCCUUUUUCAGACUAUUGCAUUUUCUGAAAGACCCCACUCUUCGUAAAUUUUAAAAAUCGUAGAAUAUAUAAUUAGACUAGAAUUAAAUAGUAUGCAGAGUUGUAACAUACUUGUGAA
Messenger RNA from Pocillopora verrucosa, 2151 nucleotides. Its product is annotated as cell division cycle protein 20 homolog. The record is from RefSeq and is a predicted model, not a curated record. Gene Ontology annotation, biological process: positive regulation of ubiquitin protein ligase activity; anaphase-promoting complex-dependent catabolic process; positive regulation of anaphase-promoting complex-dependent catabolic process. NCBI's taxonomy places the organism in Eukaryota, Metazoa, Cnidaria, Anthozoa, Scleractinia, Pocilloporidae. Gene Ontology annotation, cellular component: anaphase-promoting complex. Gene Ontology annotation, molecular function: protein binding; ubiquitin ligase activator activity; anaphase-promoting complex binding.